AUGACACACUUUCUCCUCCCUUUGUAUUCCCUUCCAUUGAAAAAUCAACAGAUUCGCCGAGCGUACCGGAACUUAAUCACCAAAGCGCACCCGGAUAAAGGCGGCGAUGCGAAGACGUUCGCGUUGAUCCAACGCGCCUACGACGUUCUCUCGGAUACCGACAAGCGCAAACAAUACGACUCGACCGGGACGUACUCGAAAUCGGUCGAGGAGGAGUUGUUAGAUUCUUUCGGUGGCGGCGUAUUUCGCGAUAAACUGAACGAGGAGAACCAGCGGAAAGAGUCCGUCGCGGAAGCGAUUCAAACCGUGGAGAAGAACAAAGGGUCGCACACGUCUGGAUUCGAAGCGUUUAUGCGAUCCAGGGGCGAUUCGGUCGCCUCGUUUGGCGUGGACGAUAUCAUCAAUCAGUUCGGCGUCGUGAAAGGAUCGUACGAUGAAGUGCAGUUGCCGAAGAUUAAAGCGUACGAGGUGAAUCAACCCGCCGGGAUGAAAGUCGUCGCCGGGCACGAGAAGGAGGCUUUGAGAGUUGAAACGACGAAAAUCGCCUCGACUUUACAGUGGGGCGAAGUUUUAGUGAGCGUUCGCGUGGCGCCGAUGAACGCGCACGAUAUUUACGAAGACCACAUGUCGUUCAUUACGUCCAAUUAUGGAAACGACGCAUCCGAUGCGAACGUUCAUAAAGAUUCGAUGUUGAAUCCGCGAAAAGGCGCUUUCGAGAACAACAUGAACGAAUCGAACGAACGCAAGAUCCCAGGCUCGGAUUGUUUAGCCACCGUGGUGAAAGUUGGCGCCGGCGUCAAGUCCUUAGCCGAAGGCGAUUGGGUCAUUCCGUACGUUCCAAACCUUGGCACGUGGAGAACCUUGGCUGUCUGGAAAGAAAAAGAUUUGAUCAAGAUUCCGAAAGAAAUGACGUCGGAAAACCAUUGCGCAAUGAUGCGAGAGAUGUGCGUCGCGUAUCGUUUGUUGGAAGAUUUCGGGGCGUUGAAACCAGGCGAUGCGGUUAUUCUGAACGCCGGUACCUCCUUAAUCGCCACGGUGGUCUGUCAACUCGCGAGUAUGCUCAAAUUACGUCCGAUUUUAGUCUGUCGCGCGCAUCCAGGCUUCGAGAAAACCGUGAAGUGGCUCAAAAGUUUAGGCGCGAUUGAAGUCUUCAAAGACGAGGGCGAUUUGGGCGCCGAGUUGGAAGAAAAACGCCUCUUCGCGAAACCGAGAUUGGCGUUAGACGGCGUCGGGGGUAUUUCUGCCGUGCGUUUGGCGGAAACCUUGCACCAAGGGUGUCCUCUCAUCGUCUACGCGUGCGCAUCUGGUCGCGCGGCGACGUUUCCGUGGCAUCAUUGGGUCGGUAAAGGUUUGAUCGUGCGCGGGUUUUCGCUGAGAAACUGGAUGAAGGAAAACAAGAAGAAGACGCCGAAAAUGAUGGAAACUUUGGCAAAGUUGGUCAACGCGAACAAAAUCGCGGUCGAGUACACCGAGUACGAAUUAUCGACUGAGUUUGACGAAGCUUUGGAGCACGCGUGCGAGAAGCACAGAAAGACGAAAAUUUUGUUGAAAAUAACCGAUAUCGGAAGCACCGUGGACGAAAACGACAAGUAA
Messenger RNA from Bathycoccus prasinos, 1593 nucleotides. RefSeq lists its product with no specific name. The transcript has a single exon. Gene Ontology annotation, biological process: fatty acid metabolic process. The record is from RefSeq and is a predicted model, not a curated record. The coding region runs from base 1 to 1593 and encodes 530 amino acids. NCBI's taxonomy places the organism in Eukaryota, Viridiplantae, Chlorophyta, Mamiellophyceae, Mamiellales, Bathycoccaceae. Gene Ontology annotation, molecular function: trans-2-enoyl-CoA reductase (NADPH) activity. Gene Ontology annotation, cellular component: mitochondrion.